This is a messenger RNA of Castor canadensis (American beaver), 1095 nucleotides long. NCBI's taxonomy places the organism in Eukaryota, Metazoa, Chordata, Mammalia, Rodentia, Castoridae. The record is from RefSeq and is a predicted model, not a curated record.
CAUCUGAGAACCAAAAUGCCCGUGCAUCUGCUGCAAGAGAAGAUCUCCAGCUCCUACACCACCACCACCAGCACCACAGCGCCUCCCUCUGGGGGCCUGCAGAAUGGAGGAGAAAAGUUGGAAAAAACCAUUGAUGACUUGGGAGAAGACAUCCGCCCUGAAAUGAAAGAAGACAUCCAUGACCCCAGCUACCAGGAUGAGGAGGGCCCCCCGCCCAAGCUUGAGUAUGUCUGGAGAAACAUCAUCCUUAUGGGUCUGCUGCACGUGGGAGCCCUGUAUGGGCUCACACUGGUUCCCACCUGCAAGUUCUACACCUGGCUCUGGGUGUAUUUAUACUCCAUACUCAGUGGCCUGGGCAUCACAGCAGGGGCUCAUCGCCUGUGGAGCCACCGGACUUACAAAGCCCGGCUGCCCCUGCGGGUCUUCCUCAUCAUCGCCGACACCAUGGCACUCCAGAACGAUGUAUAUGAAUGGGCCAGAGACCACCGUGCUCACCACAAGUUCUCAGAAACACACGCUGAUCCUCACAAUUCCUAUCAUGGCUUUUUCUUUUCUCACGUGGGUUGGCUGCUGGUGCGCAAACACCCAGCUGUCAAAGAGAAAGGUGGUUUGCUGGACAUGUCUGACCUCAAAGCUGAGAAACUGGUGAUGUUCCAGAGGAAGUACUACAAACCUGCUUCUCUGUUGAUGUGCUUCAUCCUGCCAACACUGGUGCCUUGGUAUUGUUGGGGUGAAACUUUUCAACACAGUUUGUAUGUUGGUGCUUUCCUGCGAAAUACUGUAGUGCUCAAUAUCACCUGGCUGGUGAACAGUGUCUCACACACCUGUGGAUAUCGCCCCUAUGACAAGAACAUUAACCCUGGAGAGAAUGCUCUGAUUUCACUGUUAACUUUGGGCGAGGGAUUCCACAACUACCACCACUCCUUCCCUCAGGACUACUCUGCCAGUGAGUACCGCUGGAGCCUCAACUUCACCACAUUCUUCAUCGACUGCAUGGCUGCCAUUGGUCUGGCUUAUGACCGGAAGAAAGUGUCCAAGGCUGCCAUCUUGGCCAGGAUUAAAAGAACUGGAGAUGGAAGCUACAAGAGUGGCUGA